AGAGAGAGAGGCACCAUGGGUGGGAAGGGAGGAGGCGGCGGAGGGGGUGGGAAGGGAGGAGGCGGAGGAGGUGGUGGUGGCGGAGGCAAGGGGGGUGGAGGUGGAGGCAGGAGCGGCGGCAGCGGAGGAAAGGGAGGCGGCUCCGGGGGAGGAGGAGCUCACGGCUCCGGCUCGGCCAAGUCUGGCGGCGGCGGCGGCGGUGCAGGGAAGGCGAGCGCCGGUGGUGGCUGCGGCGGCGGGAUGAUGAAGGCGCCCGGCGGCGACGGCGGGUGCAUCUCCCGCGCCGGCUUCGAGUCCAACCCGCAGGGCUAUUUCCAAGGCCUCCACCAGGGAGGCAAGUAGAGCCUUGUGGCCGGAGAACGUGUCUGCCUGUGCAGGCUGCUGCUGCCUGCAAGUGUGUUCGUGCGCAUGGACCGUGAGCGUCCAUAGCAGUAGUUCUAAAUAAUGUAAAGGUGCGGCGGCGGCAGCAGCCUAGAUAGCCUUCUCUACAUGUCGUUUCGGUUUGCUCGCUUCAAACAACCUAUCAGCUAGGGAUCGUGCAAGGUGAAUGCAAGGUGCAGUGCCAAGUGUUUUUUUU
Molecule: messenger RNA, 577 nt
Organism: Panicum virgatum (switchgrass)
Lineage: Eukaryota; Viridiplantae; Streptophyta; Magnoliopsida; Poales; Poaceae
Product: ctenidin-3-like
Exons: 1
Coding region: 16-342 (108 amino acids)
Source: RefSeq, a predicted model, not a curated record